AUGCAGGAAUCCCACAGCGACUCCGAAUCUGCCACUCACAUGAAGAUCGAGGGAAUCAACGACGAGAUUGUAGAAGCUACUAUUGCCCAAUUACAGGCCACCUGUAACCGACCUCAUCUGGUGCGAGAGCUGGCAACUGUGCUUUCGCAGCAGAUUCCAAUUGUCAAGAACUCUGCAAACCCAUGCGCCAUUGUUUCUUCCCGCCUCUCCGCCUACCUGAAGCGUUCCUGUUGGAGUGGUCGGGUACCUUGCCCAAUGGCUAAGGAACUCGAAAAGAUACACCCACGCCGGACAUAUUUUUAUCUCACAACGCGGCCAAGACUGCCUUUCCCAGACUCUCCGGCCUUCGCUCAGCGUGUAGUCAUCUCUCCAUCUCUCUCCAGCAUCGCAUCUGGAUCCGAAGAUGGUGACGACAUCGACCUUCGCCGGCGGGAUUUAAGCCCCUCCCCCGAGGUUGAUCUUUCCUCUCCUGAAUUUGAUGAUGGUGACGACGACUUUGCCAUGCCUACUACUCCCGUCGGGUCCCUACCAAGCAGCUUCCGGUACUCAAGAAGUCAACGCAGUGCCUCUCCUCCGCUGGAAAAGGAUGAACGAGAGUUUACGCAGACGGCAGACGGUCUGCAGAAACGCAAGCUCGCCCGAGAACUGUCUUCGACGGGCAAUGGCGAGCAAUCUGCCAACGCCUUUGAACCGGCUCGGGAUUAUGGCAUGUUCGACGAGAAAACCGGCGUGGCCGUUAACAGCGGGUUGGCAAAUAUGCAUCAGUUCAUGACAAGCCCAGCCUUCAAGGCAACCGUCCCGGCGAGCGUCAGAAAGGAAAGUGACGGCGACAGCUGGUUCAAGCUAGGGGGCCUCCUAGAAUGGGAUCAUAGCCCUGAAAGCAUUGAACUUGAUGAGCUCGAUUGUUUGCUGGACUCUUGUUAA
Colletotrichum costaricense is the source of this 924-nucleotide messenger RNA. RefSeq names its product mucin. Bases 1 to 924 code for a protein of 307 amino acids. The record is from RefSeq and is a predicted model, not a curated record. The transcript has 2 exons. NCBI's taxonomy places the organism in Eukaryota, Fungi, Ascomycota, Sordariomycetes, Glomerellales, Glomerellaceae.